AUGUCACCUCCUCUUCCGCAAUCCGCUGUGUCCAAUCCCAGGUCGAUCUCUCUCUUGCGUGCCCUCCUCCGUGAAGCCUCGUACCUGCCGGAUUCUCGCGCCCGCAGCUACUUCCGCCGCUACAUCGUCAACCGCUUCAAGGCCUACCAGCCAUCUCGCAAUGCCGCGCCUGCAGUGCGAGCCCAAGAGCUUGCCGGCCGCUACCCCAGGGCGUUCAAUAGGCGGUAUAUAUCCAUAAUCGAGCAUCGCACGCGGGCAACCCAGCGCAAGGCGCAGAAAGGCCUCAACUACCUGCGACGCGCGAACCAGGGCGAGCUGCCAUGUUUAAUGAAAAUUCUGCUGUUCACGUAUGGACGCAUGGGAAAGAGAAGAUAUGCUCUUCUGCAAAAGCUCCUGGAGCCGGAGGCGGUGCUAGGCGAGGAUGGCGUAGUUGCCCCAGAGGGUCCAUCGCCCUUGCAGGCUCUCUACCACAGCAAAGAGCGCUUCCUCCGCUUCUUCGCUGCACCGCAGAAAAAAUCUGACUCGCAGAUAUCCAUUGAUCUCUCUGAUGGCUAUUCAAAACUAAAGGCUGUCGUCAAAAGCCAGAAAAGCCUGGCCAUUUCGCUAGGGCGAAACAUCAAGACAGCCAGAGUCGAAGCACCAAGCAAGAACGCUUGGGAGCGGCCUAUGCCCAUCAAAAGAGCCCGUAACAUCGUGAGGAAGUGGUACAUAGACACCAUGAGCAAGCUGCUCCCACCACUGUCCCAUGCCGAGUGGGAUAUGCUACAUGAGCUAUCGAGAGGAAACAAAUGGAUAGACUUCGUGCCCCGCAGAACCCCCGCGGUGGAGCUAGACCCUCAACCCCAAGAGGAUGGAGCUCGCUCGAUGGCCAUCAUCGAAAUAGGUCUCGCGCUAGACAAGCCCAGCAAGGCCGACAAACCCGGAGGAAAAAACCGCCCACACAACAUUACUCCGCGCAUGAUGAGGCGUCUCUACGGAAAGAUCUUUGCCCUGAGUUGUAAACUCGAAUAUGACGCUGAGCGGAGCAGGUGGAAGGCCAUAUGGGGCUCGCUGAGGGACAUCAGCCCAAGGAUAUAUGGAGCUCCAGUGGACGCAGUGCUGUUUGCGGGAGUCGAUCAAUCGGGACGGGUU
Molecule: messenger RNA, 1131 nt
Organism: Lindgomyces ingoldianus
Lineage: Eukaryota; Fungi; Ascomycota; Dothideomycetes; Pleosporales; Lindgomycetaceae
Exons: 1
Source: RefSeq, a predicted model, not a curated record